Molecule: messenger RNA, 3515 nt
Organism: Otolemur garnettii (small-eared galago)
Lineage: Eukaryota; Metazoa; Chordata; Mammalia; Primates; Galagidae
Gene: RSKR
Exons: 10
Coding region: 1630-2316 (228 amino acids)
Biological process (GO): protein phosphorylation
Molecular function (GO): protein kinase activity; ATP binding
Source: RefSeq, a predicted model, not a curated record
CUUAUCCCAAGACACAAUGCGCAGGUGCUACUUUAAUGAGGGUGGCCUUUUCCCUCUUCUGUCCUAAAGCUGUAUCACAGAAAUUUCUCAGCCCUAGUGAAAUUGGCUACAUGCUGAUCGGUUUCUGCAUACUGGAAGAGGUGGGGCUCAUGUAAUGCAGCAUCAGGGAGAGGAACUGAUUAUGUAACUGGGAUAGCAGAUUUAUCAGAAGGAGAGAGGAGGCAGAGGCUAGGGAUGGGAGCAUUGAGCUGUCGGCAGGGGCAGGACACCCAACAGGGGCAGCAUACCCGGGUAGCUGCUCUUCACGAGGUAGGCAGUGGGGCUCUGGCAGCAUAUUGAGAGAUGAGAGAGAUACGGGCUUGAGGCCUAGGAAGUACCUGGUUAGUACUUGGCAGUGAUGCUCAGUGUGGGGGUUGGGUAGGGAGGCUGUCUGGGAAAGGCUUCAUAAUCUAAUACUGGCUUUGUAGUUCUAGUGCGUCAUAGGGAAAAUGUCCAGUGAUUACUUUUCUAGAGGAUUUGGAUCGUGUCCAGGAAAUCCAGGCCUUAGCACAAAGCAAGGGUUGUGGAAACUUUGGUAUUCAAAAGUGUGCCUCUAGAGCAGUAGUUCUCAACCUGUGGGUCGCAACCCCUUUUUAACAAUGAAAAUACAUUGCAGCAUUAGGAAGGUUGAGAACCACUGCUCUAGAGGUUGAGGCUUGAGGUGAGGAAACGAGUGCCUGAGCAGAACUUUCGGAGCCUCAGAAGCAGGUUUAGAGUGGCUGCCUUGGUUCUCAGCAGGGUGGCAAUAUCCGGGGCCUCUGGAAGAGCCUCUGGUCAGGUGUGGGGACCAUCAGAUCAGGUCUGGAAGAGCUGUGGGAACUACAGGGGCAUCAGUACGUGCACCAGGAGUCCCUACAGCCAGCCCCGCUGCUGGUAGAGAAGCCUCUAUCUGAAUGGCCAGUGCCUCAGUUCAUCAAUCUCUUUCUGCCGGAGUUUCCUGUUAGGCCCAUUAGGGGGCAGCAGCAGCUGAAGAUUUUAGGCCUUUUGGCUAAAGGCUCCUUUGGAACUGUCCUGAAGGUGUUAGAUUGUGCUCAGAGAGCUGUAUUUGCGGUGAAGGUAGUGCCCAAGGUAAAGGUCCUACAGAGGGACACUGUGAAACAGUGCAAAGAGGAGGUUAGCAUCCAGGUAUGCACAGAGUCCUGGAAAGGAUUGUGGGAAGAGCUAAACCACAGGUAGAAAAAAUAUCUUUCUUGUCCAACUUUCCUUCUUUUCCUGGUUCUGCCUCCCAUCUGUUUCACCUUAGUUUAACACCAAGGUAGAUCCUGGGAAAAAUAGCUAUCAGCUAUCAACAGUUUUUCCAGGUUCUGCCUAGGAAAUCUCUUAAGCAUGGCCCAGUGAGUUCAUUAGUAUUAUGCUGGUUCGAGGACUACCAGGCAUUCUGUCCCAAUUAUUGAGUUCCUCUGAACUAAGAGGUGAGACAGCCACUCCCUUUCUGCACAACUAGUUAAAACCUGAUAUAUUGGCUGCCUUUAUCCUCAGUGACCCUGUUCCCCCCUAACUUCGUGUUUUCUUUGUCCCUAGCGACAGAUUAACCAUCCUUUUGUACACAGCUUGGGGGACAGCUGGCAGGGAAAACGGCACCUCUUUAUUAUGUGUAGCUAUUGUAGCACAGAUCUUUACUCCUUGUGGUCAGCUAUUGGCUGCUUUCCUGAGGCUUCCAUCCGUCUCUUUGCUGCUGAACUUGUCCUAGUACUGUGUUAUCUCCAUGACUUGGGGAUCAUCCAUCGAGAUGUGAAGAUGGAGAAUAUCCUUCUGGAUGAACGAGGCCAUCUGAAACUGACAGACUUUGGUCUGUCCCGCCACCUCCCCCAGGGAUCCCGAGCCUAUACGAUUUGUGGUACUCUUCAAUACAUGGCCCCAGAGGUCCUGAGUGGAGGACCGUACAACCAUGCUGCUGAUUGGUGGUCCCUAGGUGUCUUGCUUUUCUCUCUGGCAACUGGAAAGUUUCCAGUGGCUGAAGAGAGAGAUCAUGUGGCCAUGUUGGCAAGUGUGACCCACUGUAGCUUUGAGAUCCCAUCUUCUCUUAACCUGGAGCUCUCACUCCUGCUCCGUGAGCUCUUGUGCCAGAACCCCCUCCACCGUCUACGUUACCUACAUCACUUCCAGGUCCACCCUUUUUUUCGGGGUGUGACCUUUGACCCAGAGCUCCUACAGAAGCAGCCAGUGAACUUUGUCAUGGAGACAAAAGCUACCCAGACCAGUCCACUGGAGUCUAUGCCCUUCAACGACUUUGACUGUGAUUUGGAGUCCUUCCUGGUCUACCCCAUCCUUGCUUGAGCCUUUCUGCUGUACUGCCCCCUUAUACAACCCUCCUCUAAAGUCAGCAUCUCCGAUCAACAUCUUUUCCUUUGCUUUACUUCUCCAGCAUGCUUUCAUCAAACUGUCAGCUAGAGGUUCUUCCACUUUUCCAUCUCUUUCUCUGCCAUGUUUCCCUUCUUGAUCAAUAAGGACAUGAGCUCUUAAGGUGCUAUUGAUGUGUUUAAUAGGCUUGUCAGAAGCAAUAUGAACAUUUUUCAAAGACUGGCAUUUCAUCCUUUAAACAUGCAGCUAAAACUAUGAUCUGGGGGCUACAAUAAAUCUUAUUUUUUAAAAUUGAAAAGUUAAUCUAAUAGUCUGAUGUGGGGAAGUAAAUAGAAACUGAAACAUUGGAAGAUUGUCUCCUCUAGAGGUUAUUGGAAUGGCCAUUCAAAUCUUUUCCAAAACAAAACCUCUUCAAAAAACAUAUGGAUUUUCUCCUAGAUAGCUCAGGAUUCAUUUUCUGAUGGUCAGACCAAGGGAUUAAGAUUUAAAUUUAGAGAUAUAUCUUAAGAACCUUUUCCUUCAGUAAGGAAAAUCAUCUGGAUCUUGAAUUUGUACACAUUUCUGGCUUUUAUGACUUCUUUUCACUUUAAUGUCUCAAAAUUUUAGUUUUUGGUCUGAGAUUUGAGGUGAAAAUAUGUUUUGAUCUAUAGCAUAUUAUUAUUUAGUUCUAUCUGAUCACUCUUGCAGACCAAAGAGACUUUGUAGAGUACACUAUGUACUUUAUUUAUUGUUUCUGGAUUAACCCACAUUUUCCCUGUACAUAGCUGGUAUUAUAUUGGCCUCUGCAGAAUUGCUUUUCAGUAAUCCAUAUGAAAUGACCAUGAAAAUUAAUUGUUUUGGAUACUGUAAGGAGUGUUUAUCAUUACAGUUCAUAAUGUUUUAUUUAAUGAUAUAUGGGAGAAAUUUUCUGUGGAUCCAGUUGUGCUUUUCCUGAGUUGGUGUUUGGUUUUUACCUUAAGGACAUUAAAUAUUCAAUUGACUAUUUUCCUCUUUGUACUGAUGAUAGAACAUUUAGAGCCCAAUUUGUGGCCUACCUUCCAGUGUUUAUGUAUUUUGUGUACUUUUCAUGUUCUUGGUUCCCUCUUCCUUUUUUCUUUUCUACCUUCAUUUCCUUGUUCUCAUUUUUCUAACUUUAAUCUUUUUGUAUUACUAAAUUUUCUGCAUCUUUAUAAGCC